AUGCAGGUAGCACCGAAUCUCUGGGAAAGCGUCAUUCCCAUCACAACUUCUCUUCAGUCCAGGUGUUUGCAUCACCCCAGCCUAGCGCACGCCUCUCUCUCUCUCUCUCUCUCUCUCUCUCUCUCUCUCUCUCUCUCUCUCUCUCUCUCUCUCUCUCUCUCUCUCUCUCUCUCUCUCUCUCUCUCUCUGAUUGCCCCCCUACUCCUCUCUGGCUCUGACCCACAGACACACUUUAAUACGUUGAAGCUGCUGACAGAGUCCAUGUCCACGCUUCUGGAUUACGACGGACUUGCUCUUGGUUCGUUCCCAUCAACUCCGGCACAACCGUUCUCACGCCCCUCUGAACCCUGCAACCCCUUUUGCCUGCCGCAGCCAGACAGGAAGGCCGAUCCCGUUUUCAGGCGUUGUUGA
Monosiga brevicollis MX1 is the source of this 411-nucleotide messenger RNA. RefSeq lists its product as uncharacterized. Lineage: Eukaryota; Choanoflagellata; Craspedida; Salpingoecidae. The coding region runs from base 1 to 411 and encodes 136 amino acids. The record is from RefSeq and is a predicted model, not a curated record. The transcript has 2 exons.